Heterocephalus glaber (naked mole-rat) is the source of this 2277-nucleotide messenger RNA. RefSeq names its product SH3 domain containing GRB2 like 1, endophilin A2 (gene Sh3gl1). Gene Ontology annotation, molecular function: protein binding. Gene Ontology annotation, cellular component: presynapse; glutamatergic synapse; cytoplasm. Gene Ontology annotation, biological process: synaptic vesicle uncoating. The record is from RefSeq and is a predicted model, not a curated record. NCBI's taxonomy places the organism in Eukaryota, Metazoa, Chordata, Mammalia, Rodentia, Bathyergidae.
UGGUGCGGUGGGGCCGGUACCGGAAGUGUGCGGUUGCCAUGUAAUAUCCUGGAAUCGCGGGCGCGCAAGUAGCUGAGGCGGCGUCGGGGCGGGCGCGGAGUUGGCCAGCGGGUGGUGGAGGCGGCGCCGAUAGGGGCCGCCGAGGCACGAGAGGGAUUGGCGGCGCCCGGGAAACCUGAGGCUUGAGCGGGGCCUGCGGUUUACUCAGACCGGGCGGGAGGCCCGAAAGCGGGAGGCAGCAUGUCGGUGGCGGGGCUGAAGAAGCAGUUCUACAAGGCGAGCCAGCUGGUCAGUGAGAAGGUCGGAGGUGCUGAGGGGACCAAGCUGGAUGAUGACUUCAAGGAGAUGGAGAAGAAGGUGGAUGUCACCAGCAAGGCCGUGGCGGAAGUGCUGGUCAGAACCAUCGAGUACCUGCAGCCCAACCCAGCCUCUCGGGCCAAGCUAACAAUGCUCAACACGGUGUCCAAGAUCCGGGGCCAGGUGAAAAGCCCUGGCUACCCACAGUCAGAGGGGCUGCUGGGCGAGAGCAUGAUUCGCCAUGGGAAGGAGCUGGGCGGCGAGUCCAACUUUGGUGACGCCCUGCUGGAUGCGGGCGAGUCCAUGAAGCGCCUGGCCGAGGUGAAGGACUCUCUGGACAUCGAGGUCAAGCAGAAUUUCAUCGACCCCCUGCAGAACCUGUGUGACAAGGACCUGAAGGAGAUCCAGCACCACCUGAAGAAGCUGGAGGGCCGCCGCCUGGACUUCGACUACAAGAAGAAGCGGCAGGGCAAGAUCCCUGACGAGGAGCUGCGCCAGGCCUUGGAGAAGUUCGAGGAGUCCAAGGAGGUGGCAGAGACCAGCAUGCACAACCUCCUGGAGACCGACGUGGAGCAGGUGAGCCAGCUCUCGGCCCUGGUGGACGCACAGCUGGACUACCACCGGCAGGCCAUGCAGAUCCUGGAGGAGCUGGCCGACAAGCUCAAGCGCAGGGUCCGGGAGGCCUCCUCGCGCCCCCGGCGGGAGUACAAGCCCAAGCCCCGAGAGCCCUAUGACCUGGGAGAGCCUGAGCAGUCCAACGGGGGCUUCCCCUGCGCUCCAGCCCCCAAGGCCACAGCAGCUUCAUCAUCUUUCCGAUCUUCCGACAAGCCCAUCCGGACGCCCAGCAGGAGCAUGCCGCCCCUGGACCAGCCGAGCUGCAAGGCGCUUUACGACUUUGAGCCUGAGAACGAUGGCGAGCUGGGCUUCCACGAGGGCGAUGUCAUCACGCUCACCAACCAGAUCGACGAGAACUGGUACGAGGGCAUGCUGCACGGCCAGUCGGGCUUCUUCCCACUCAGCUACGUGGAGGUGCUCGUGCCGCUGCCCCAGUGAGUCGGCAGCCGCCGUGCCCGCUGCCACCACCACGGGUGUCCCGUGGUCCACUCGGCACCCGGCUCAGCGCCGUUUACACUAGUGCACGUCCACGCGGGGCCGGGCCGGGCCGGGGCUUCCGUCCCUCCUGCUCAGGUGAAGGCGGGCCACACUAAGGUGCUCUCGGAAACACUAAAGUUGCUCCCCUCCCUCCACCAAGCCCCUCGUCCUCAUCAGGGGCCCGCCCCAGUCUGACUGCCUUAACAGGGCAGAGGGCUGCGCGGGGCCCUGGCCACUCGGCCUGGUGUUCAGCCCCCUCCCAGCCCGUUGCUGGCGAUGGGCCACAGCCUCUCUUGGGACUCCCCAGGCACCUGUGUCCCCUGCCCUGCCUGCACAUACACCCCUUUCUGGGGAGCGGGGGCCCCCACCUCCAGCCUCCCCCCAGCUCUCCCUGUGGCCGGGGACCAGACUGCAAGGCACCGCCAGCUCCUACCCGAUGUCACCUGGCCUGGUGUCUGCAGCACAAGAUGCCACCACCAGCUGCAGGGACCACCGCCCAGCUUCCCCCCAAGGUCAAGCACAAAAGCUCUGGAGAGCGAACGUCCCCGAUCCCUGCUGCCAGCACCUUCUCCCUGAGCUGCCCUCAGCCGUGUCAUCUGGGACUCUCGCUCCUCCAGGAGGAGGCGGCUGGCAGGGUCCCCACACCUCGGACCCCCACCCUGCUUUCCGCUUUCUCUCCUGAUCCAAAGGCUGACUGGGGGGACUCGGGCUGGCCACGUUCACAUUCCUUCCACCAGGGACCCACACAGGCCCUGGGCCCCAGGCUCCGGCCUUCCCCUUGCCCCCUCAUCACCAUCACACGGGGUUUGUGCCCCGGCCUGGCUUGUGGUCCAGGCCAAAUGGAUAUGUACUCCUUUUUUAAAAAGUAUUAAAUGUCUCUUUCUACAA